Molecule: messenger RNA, 3917 nt
Organism: Coregonus clupeaformis (lake whitefish)
Lineage: Eukaryota; Metazoa; Chordata; Actinopteri; Salmoniformes; Salmonidae
Product: antigen WC1.1
Exons: 13
Coding region: 135-3260 (1041 amino acids)
Cellular component (GO): membrane
Source: RefSeq, a predicted model, not a curated record
ACAACUUUCGUCUACAAGGUGGAAGCAAUGUCUGUUCUGGAGAGUUGGAAGUGGAUGAUGGCGAUGGGUUUUGGAAACCUGUAUGCCAAAGCCAAUACAAGCUGAACGAAUCAAUCGAUGAUCUGUGCUCACACAUGCGGUGUGGCACCAAUAAUAGUCAGGAACGCAUGGUCUGUGAUGGUUCCAAAAACAUCUCACUAGAUUGUAAAGACGAAGUCAACGUAUCCCUGUUGAAAGAUGACCGAAGUGUCAGUCAUUGUUUUGGGUCAGUACACUUCAACCACUCUGGCACACUGGAGGCUGUGUGUUCUAAGGAUUGGGAUAAAAAUGAUGGACAAGUCGUGUGCCGAGAGUUGGGCUGUGGAGAGGUUGUGUCAGUCAGCUCUGGGAGUCAACCCCAGCAUGGUAGAAUGCAUGACCAAGUAGAUUGCAAAGGUUCUGAGGCUUCACUGUGGCACUGCCUGGCCAAUCACUUAGAGAGCUCAACCCCAUGCAAAACAGCCAACGUCAUCUGCUCAGGUAGUGUGAAAGUGCGUUUGUCAGAUGGCCCUGGAAGGUGUGCUGGAAGAGUAGAGAUUCAGUAUGAAGGAAAGUGGAAGAGCGUCGGUGAAAGCAACUGGAAGGAGGAAAACUCAAAAGUGAUGUGCAAAGAACUGAAUUGUGGUGAUGCUGUGGCUGCUCCUGGUACUGAUUCCUUCAUUCAAGGAAAUAGUCCAGUAAUGGACAUUGAAGUGACCUGUGUUAGUGGCUCGACAUCUAUCUCUAGCUGUAUCAAGCCAACCAACAAACUGCAACAACAACUACAACAACAGGAGAAAAAUAAGAUGUUAAUCUGCCAAGAGCGUUGGGUGGUGUUCCUGAUGGGGGACUCUGCCUGCUCUGGCAAGGUGGGCAUAGAGCGAGCUGGGAAGAGUUACUGGCUGUCUGGGUCCAACGACACUUGGGAUCGUCAAACUGCCACAGUGGUGUGUCAACAGAUGGACUGUGGGAAUGCUACCUCAAUUAACUUUGAAUCCACUAGCGUUGUUAAUGCUAGUGGAACCACUGAUUUGUGGAAAUACUCGUACAAAUGCCUGCCAACGAACAAAUCCCUUUUUGGUUGCGAGCGGAGUGAACGUCUGUCGAACCACAGUAUAGCCUCUGUCGUCUGCUCAGGUAGUAAAACAGUAAGCCUGAAAGAUGACGCUGGAGGUGAGGGGAAAUGCUGGGGAAAGGUGGAUGUGUGCCUCAACGGAAUGUGUGGAGGUGUUUGUGAGGAUGCCUGGACGGAGCAUAAGUCCAACAUGUUGUGUAAAGCCUUCCAUUGUGGAUCAGCCAUCUAUCCUCUGUCCUACCUGAAGACAAAAUCACAGUCAGCUGAUGACAAAAUCACUAUUGGCAGUGUGCACAGUACCCAGCAGACAACUAACAUCAGUCAGUGCAACAUGGUCAAAAUUACUGAUGGGUCUUACUGUCAGAACAAGCCAGCCUAUGUUGUUUGCUCAGGAAGUGUCAAGGCCAGGCUAAUGUAUCAUAGAGAUAGAUGCUCAGGCAACGUACAGAUGUUCUACCAAGGAAUCUGGCGCCCUGUCUGUGAGACUGCCCUCCAGAACCAAGAUGUCCGAAACACUAUCUGCAGAGAGCAGGGUUGUGGACACGCUGUCAAACCUCUCUCGUUCUUUGGCCCUUCACCUGCAAGCAGUGAUGCUGUUGUGUCAGGCCUCAGCUGUAGUGCAAACAGCAGUUCUUCGGCAGAGUGUGGAGUUACACUUACUCAGACCAACAACAAACAAUGUUCCUUCGGUGGUCUCCAAUGCUCUGAAUGGAGGAGAAUGGUGUUGAAGCUAGGGAAAGGGGCUUGUGAGGGGCAAGUGUUUGUGUACAGUGGAGCACACGGCUGGGCUGUCAGCAGCGAUGGUUGGACUGAGACAGAGAGCAAGGUGUUGUGCACAGACCUGGGCUGUGGAGCCUACAUAAACCAUACAACUAUGGAGAAUGCAGAGGAUCAUGAUCUCUGGUGGGGGAAGAAGUACAGCUGUAAAGGCAAGAACAACAGCAUCUGGGACUGUGAACUAAACGACGGGCCCUCUCAAAACCAGCCGCUCUUCGUAAAGUGCCUCGAUAUUCUCACAGCAAGCCUGGGAGAUCCAGGUAAAUGCUCUGGGCGGGUGAUGUUAAAUAACCUGCCAGUGUGUUAUGAUAACUGGGAUGACAGUCACUCCAAAAUAGCAUGUCAAGAGCAGGAGUGUAGCAACAGAAUCUCAUCCGAAGAAACCAACAAAGGACGUCGAGCUGAUGGAUAUUUUGUCAGCUGCAGCGGCUCAGAGUCCAAUCUUGGGCAGUGCAAAACAACGAAAGGAAAGUGUGGUAGAGGAUUGGUUUCUGUGUCGUGUGCAGGUGCUGUGAAAUUCAAUUCAACUCAGAAAUGCGGAGGGGGAAUUAAGAUACUUUAUCGAGGGACCUGGGAGUCGGCAUGUCUACCGGAUUUGUUUUCAAAGGAAGCUGACUUCCUUUGCAAGAAGCUGAACUGUGGCAGUCCUCGACGUUUCCAAACGGGUCUGAUUGAAAAGUCAGAUGAGGAAAAAGGACUAAAAACACCAGAGACAUCUCUCCAAUGCUCCUCUGACAAUACAGAUUUAGAGCACUGCAUCCUCAAGGAGAAGCGUUGUGAAAAACCUGAUGUAAUAUACUGUGGAGGUUAUCAAGUCAAAAAGCCCAUUGAUCCGAUCCCCAUCAACUUGUAUGUUGGUCUUUCCCUCGGAGUGUUGUCUCUGGUCAUGGUCGCCGCCCUCUGUCUCUUCCUACGAAGACGCUUUGUAACCAGGUUCAAAGCGAGAUUCUCAAUGAGAAAAGAGUCUGCUUUUGAGAGUGGAGACUAUGAGGACGUAGAGACCAGCGAAAAUGAACAGUUUGGACCAAUGGAAAUGAGAGAUUUGAAUCGCCAUGGAUCAGAGAUUGACGGAGACAAGGAGAAUGGCCGGCGAAGUGCUGCGUCAUCCCUGUCCUACGAUGACAUUGCUGAGGUGGAGAACGUCCCAGCUCAACCCUUAUCCAGUGGAGGAGAUGGAACCAGUAGUCCAGGCCCAGGGGCUGGACCUGCUGCUACCCACGAACAUGUUACCUACGAGGUGGAGGAAGAUCAACAGGAGAGCUACGAUGAUGUGGUGUCGAUGAUCACGCCAGCUGAGACCAGAGAGGAGAUUGCAGAGGUCCAUGAGAGACCCAAGCCCAAGGGCCUGGAGAUCCAUGAUGACGAGGAUUACCUGGAGCCUGAUGGCUAGAAGUGAGCAACAUAGAGUCUUGACAUGAUCUGUUGUCAAACAGAACUAUGGGAGGGGAUUAUGGUGUUUUGAUGAUAUGGUUGAUUAUAUGGUUGAUGAUAUGGUUUAUAUUGGCUCUAUGCAUCAUUCUCAUGCAUGAUAGAAAUAACUGUUUCUACUUUAUGAAGGAAUUAGCUAGUAAUUUGUCACUUUCAUCAUGUCAUGUAAAAUUACUACUGUAUGGUUUAUUGAAUUUGACAAAAAACACAUGAUACCACAUCAAAUGUCUUCUGAAGGGUAUUAAAGACACCCAGUCUGUCUCUCAAUUUCAGUAUGUCUCAUUGGUCUUUAGGGUCCCAAAGUUUGUCCACAUAUAAUAUCUGUGUUUCCUUUUCAUAUAUACAAUUAUUUGAAUUUCUUGACAUUUUUUGGUCUCUAACAUUUGAUAUUGCUUUUUUUGAAAUAUGUUUUGAUUAGUUUGUUGUGCCAUGGCCUGUAAAGCAGAACUGAUUGACACAGACCAGAAUCAAUAGUGUCUGUCUCGCCGCAACACAUGUAUUCAUGAAACAUGUUGAAAUGUGGUAGUUCCUUCCAUGAAGACCUGCAUAAUUAACUGAUUUUACUGUAUGCAUCAAAGCUCAUAGCCAACAGCUGUUUUUAAAUAUUUUUUUAUUGUAC